GUCGGGCGAAAUUGAAAGAUGGCUGCAGCCUAGUCCGGGCAGAGAUUUCACUCGCUGGAGGAGAAAAUUCCGUUUUUCACCCAGGAUUUCCGACCGGAUUUCAACGAAAAAUGGUCGAACUUGACUAGAAAUCGGUGUGGCACCGAAAAAAGCCCAAAAAUCGCAGCAACAGUGUGUGCAAUACUCCUAAAUAAGUUUAUCAGUCAACGAAGGCCGAAAAAAUAGUUCCAGUGACGCGCCCCAGAUUUCCCCCAAAAAGCCCAAGGCUCAGGUCAAGGAAGAAAGAAAGAAAAGUGACCACCUCGUAAAACGAGAAGUGAAUUCUGUUUCUAUCGGUUCCCCCGGAAGAUUAUGUCCAAUCUGUAUGCGAAAAUUUCCCAACGCCCAAUGAAGAGGAAUGAAGAGCAGAUUUUUUCAGUGUUUCCAUAUCACAAUAUUGAGAUGUUCAACGUGUUGGCUCCGUUCCACCAGAACAGUGCUUCGGCGGCGGCAGCCGCAGCAGGUCCAGCUGUUCAGAAUGUUGGCGGUGGCGGCAUCGGCGGAAACCGUGGAGUAGGUGCCGGCGGGGUAGAAAACAUGCAAGUGACUCAGCCCUGCAGUGCGCCAUCGUCGCCGACCAUCACCUCGCCGGGGGCCAUCAGUUCGACGUCGUUCUGUCUGCCACUGACCACGACCAGCUCGUCCGCGUCCGCAGCGGGAACCGGUGGUGCCGGAGGUUCCUCGACCAGCAGCAGCGUCAUCACCAGCACGACAACCGGCGGCGGCACGACCGACACCGGCGACCCCAACUGGCAGGCCACCAAGAGUACGAUCCGCGAGCGGAAUGCGGCCAUGUUCAACAACGACCUGAUGGCGGACAUCCGCUUCAUCGUGGGAACCGACGAACAAGUGCAAACCAUUCCGGCCCACAAGUACGUGCUGGCGACCGGCAGUUCCGUGUUCUACGCCAUGUUCUACGGCGGGCUGGCCGAGGCGAAGGAGGAAAUCGUGGUGCCGGACGUGGAACCGACCGCGUUCCUGACGCUGCUCAAAUAUCUGUACUGCGACGAGAUCCACCUGGAGGCGGACAACGUGCUGGCCACGCUGUACGUGGCCAAGAAGUACAUCGUGCCGCAUCUGGCCCGGGCCUGCGUCAACUAUCUGGAGACGAGCCUGACGGCGAAGAACGCCUGCCUGCUGCUGAGCCAGUCGCGCCUGUUCGAGGAACCGGAGCUGAUGCAGCGCUGCUGGGAGGUCAUCGACGCCCAGGCCGAGAUGGCGAUCAAGUCGGAGGGCUUCGUCGACAUCGACCUGAAAACGUUCGAGACGAUCCUGGCCCGGGAGACGCUCAACUGCAAGGAGAUUCACCUGUUCGAGGCGGCGCUGAACUGGGCCCACGCGGCCUGCACCAAGAUGGACAUCGAGCCGACCUCGGGCAACAAGCGAACCGUGCUCGGCCACGCCCUCUAUCUGGUCCGGAUUCCGACCAUGUCGCUGGAGGAGUUUGCCAACCGGGUGGCGCAGCUGGGCAUUUUGACGAACCAGGAGACGAUCGACAUCUUUUUGAACUUUACCGCGAAGAACAAACCGAAGCUGACCUUUCCGGUGCGGUCACGGGCCGGGCUGAAGACGCAGGUUUGCCAUCGGUUCGCUUCGUGUGCCUACCGGAGCAAUCAGUGGCGUUACCGCGGGCGCUGCGACUCGAUCCAGUUCUCCGUGGACAAGCGAAUCUUCAUCGUGGGCUUCGGACUGUACGGAUCUUCAACGGGGGCGGCCGACUACGACGUCAAGAUCGAGCUGAAACGGCUUGGCCGGGUGCUGGCGGAAAACGCCACCAAGUUCUUCUCGGACGGAUCGAGCAAUACGUUCCACGUGUUCUUCGAAACCCCGAUCCAGAUCGAACCGGAAUGCUUCUACACGGCCUCGGUCGUCCUCGACGGAACCGAGCUGAGCUUCUUUGGCCAGGAAGGGAUGAGCGAGGUCAGCGUCGGAACGGUCACCUUCCAGUUCCAGUGCUCGUCCGAAAGCACCAACGGAACCGGCGUCCAGGGCGGACAAAUUCCGGAACUGAUCUUCUACGGCCCGAUGGGUCAAAGCGGCGGUCAGUCCGGCCCGAACGGGAUGUCCACAUCAUCGCUAACCGCCAGCACCAGCAACAACUCGAUCAACAACAACAAGGUCGGAUCGUCGUCGUCGUCGUCGGUGGGCAAUUCCUGCGCCACGCAAAACAUCUACGCCAACGGGGCCGGCUCCGGGGCGGACAACGGACCGAAUCAGCUGCUCGGAACCGGUGCUGCCGUGCUGAACAACGAGAGCGACUAGACUUUGGCCUUGCACGUAUUUUCCACUAAACAUUACUUUUGAAGCAAAUACAUUUUUGUUUUGUUCAAGUUUGAUCCGUUUGCCACCGGACGUGUGACUUAAUCGAAUUGGGUUUUAAGCAUAUUAAAAGUGUAGUAGACGAAUUACUAGUCAUAGAAGCGAUCCGAAUUUAGUUGAACUUUGUUAGACACUUUGGUUAGACUCAUUGAAUGAAAUUUAAAAGUUUGCGGCACGCAAAGAUAUUCAAAACAAAAUAUUCAAAGUAGUUUCGUAGUCUUAUUAAAAACAGCAGUAAAGGACAGUAUACUAAACACAAAAAGAAAGUUCACAACCCAGAAAAAAAAACACAGCAAAACAGAAUCAAUCAAACCAUGUGCGACGGUUUCCUCUUAGUGUGUAAGUGAUUCAACGGUGGUGAGAUUUGGUUUGAUCUGAACGACUCGAUGGAAAGAGAUUGAGAGAUAUCCGUACUAUAUAUUGCAUAUUGAAUUAAACAAUAAAAGUCAGAAGCAGUUCUAUUUUGCAUAAACUGAACACUAUAUAACAAAAUCUGUAGCUGGUAGAAGUACACAGAGAAAAGAAAAUCACAAACUAAAAAUUCAGUUCCAUCCAACCAAAAUAAGCAAGAUCGUAUGACAUUCCCCGAAUACAAAAUCAUCUAGCCUUACAAAAUCCGCGUGGCAUUGUAAAUGCCAACGUUCAUCCCUUCAAAUCCCCAAAACCCCAACAUUGUUUGAACCCAGUAAUGACUAAAAAUUAGCAAGGCGUGACACGAUCCGCAAAUGAUUCUCAUUAUGACUUAUUGAUUAGUAGUAAAUCAACACAUUGAAAAAAAACAAACCUAUAUUACGAAUAAAGAUAUAGUUCUACCAAAACGUUUGUAAUGUUCAAUGCAAAGCAAAACAAAAAGGUACUGAAUAAAUUAUUAGAAUUAA
This is a messenger RNA of Culex pipiens pallens (northern house mosquito), 3236 nucleotides long. Its product is annotated as BTB/POZ domain-containing protein 3-like. The record is from RefSeq and is a predicted model, not a curated record. Lineage: Eukaryota; Metazoa; Arthropoda; Insecta; Diptera; Culicidae. Bases 352 to 2301 code for a protein of 649 amino acids. Gene Ontology annotation, molecular function: protein binding. Gene Ontology annotation, biological process: neurogenesis. The transcript is spliced from 5 exons. Gene Ontology annotation, cellular component: cytosol.